This is a messenger RNA of Pezoporus occidentalis (night parrot), 2276 nucleotides long. RefSeq names its product prenylcysteine oxidase 1 (gene PCYOX1). Bases 2 to 1498 code for a protein of 498 amino acids. The transcript is spliced from 6 exons. Gene Ontology annotation, biological process: prenylcysteine catabolic process; prenylated protein catabolic process. NCBI's taxonomy places the organism in Eukaryota, Metazoa, Chordata, Aves, Psittaciformes, Psittacidae. The record is from RefSeq and is a predicted model, not a curated record. Gene Ontology annotation, molecular function: prenylcysteine oxidase activity.
CAUGUCGGCCUUGCGGCUCUUGGUGCUCCUCGCCGCUCUCUGCCCGCCGGUGCCGGGCCUCGGGGGGCAGCGCGGUGCCCCCGGCAAGAUCGCCGUGGUCGGCGGCGGGAUCGGAGGCGCGGCCGCCGCGUACUUCUUGCGGCAGAAGUUCGGGAGGAGCGUGCGGGUGGAGGUGCUGGAGAGGGCGGCGGUCGGGGGCCGCUUGGCCACGCUGGAGGUGGAAGGCGCCGGCUAUGAGGCGGGCGGGUCCGUCCUGCACCCGCUCAACCUGCACAUGAAGCACUUCGUGAAGGAGCUGGGCCUCUCGGUUGCCCCAGGACACGGCAGCCUCGCAGGGGUUUAUAACGGGGAGGAGUUUGUGUUCGAGGAGAGCAACUGGUACUUCAUCAACCUCUUCAAGCUGCUCUGGCACUACGGGCUCAACCCCCUACGGAUGUACAUGUGGGUGGAGGACAUCCUGGACAAGUUCAUGCGGAUCUAUCGCUACCAGAUGCAUGACUAUGCCUUCAGCAGCAACGAGCACCUGCUUCAUGCCCUGGGAGGGAAUGACUUCAUCCAGAUGCUGAACCAAACCAUUGACGAAGCCAUGCAGAAAGCUGGCUUCUCCCACAAAUUCAUAAAUGAGGUGGUUUGUCCAGCCAUGAGAGUCAAUUAUGGGCAAGGUGUCAACAUCAAUGGCUUUGUAGGUGCUGUCUCUCUGGCAGGGGUGGAAUCGGGCCUUUGGUCAGUAAAAGGUGGGAACAAACUUGUCUGCACUGGCCUUCUCUACGCCUCCAAAGCUGAAGUUAUCUCUGGUACAGUGUUAUCUAUAGAGCCAAAAGUCAGACCCAGGCCCACAGGGGACCCCAUAAAGCUCUACCAGGUGACGUACAACACUACAUCGGGACUGACAGGGGACACGUAUGACAUCGUUGUCAUUGCUGCUCCGCUCAGCCCCAAAAUGGCCAACAUCACCUUCAAGAACUUCGACCCUCCUGUCCCCGAGUUCCCAAACCUUUACCACAAGACUGUGGUAACGUUCGUGCACGGACGGUUGAACGCCUCUUUCUUUGGUUACCGCGAUCCAGAGGCUUUUAGUUUCGGUGCCAUCUUCACUAUGGAGAACCCCAAACUGUUCUUCAGUAGCCUGGGGGUGGUGUCUCCCGUGGAGGAUGGAGGUGGUGAAGGGAAGCCGGCCUUGCAGUCGGCCGUCUGGAAGGUGUUCUCCAAGGAGGUGCUCACCAAAGAGCAGCUUAACCUGCUCUUCUCCUCCUAUGACUCUGUCAAGGUGAAGACGUGGUUGGCCUACCCCCACUACAGCCCCCCUGAGGGGUGUCCUCCUGUCAUCCUCCAUGACAACAUCUACUACCUGAACGGCAUCGAGCGGGCAGCCAGCGCCAUGGAGAUGAGCGCCAUCGCUGCCAAAAACGCCGCCCUGCUGGCUUACCACCGGUGGUACGGCAACACCGACAGGAUCGACCAGGAGGGUUUGCACGAGAAGCUGAAAACGGAGCUUUGAGCCACGCAGAGCCAAUGGCUGGAAGCAUCUGAAGAUAAGGAUCGUGUCCUGUAGCUGUUUAACCACAGUUAGAGCUAAGGAACGAUUAACUCUUCGCUUAGCCCCUCAGAGGGGAUGUGCAGCCAGCUCAAGAUGGACUAGGAUGACAGAGGAAGCUUUCCCAUGUGAACUGGCCCUUCCCCAAGCAAAUUCCUGUGGUCCUUCGCUGGGAAAACUGCUCCAUCUAUCCCCGUGUGAGAUUAAAGUAGUUUUAAAUGCAAUAUUGACCCCAAAACACCCUCCAUGGUAAGAAGUCCACUCAGGAUCUGCAUCACUGUGAUUACUGCGAUUAAGGCACAUCGCCUUCCCUCUCCCAAGUAUUUCAGGGAGGGAAUGUCAACUUCUUGACUGUAAAUCUCUCCACCUCAGUUAUCUGAGAAGGGUUUGUCAAGUUAUUCCUAUUAGUGUGGUGGAAAUCGAGGCUGUGUUUUUAAUUUGCUUCCAGAACAAGUACUGGAGCUUAUGGGCUGGGGGGACUGGUCUGCUAGGAGGACAUGAGUUGCCAAAAUCGGUUGUAAGCAGUCAAAGCCGCCCCUGUCAUUUGCUUUAUUAAGGUUUAAAAGCAUUAAUAAUUUAGAGGAGAAGAGUCUGUGUCCCAUAACUGCCUCUAAUAACGCUGCCAUACCUCAGCUGUGUCUGAAUAUUGCCCUUACAAAUGGCAUCCUUAGUGGUGCUGGAGAAAGUACUUGACACCUUGUAUUAAACUUGAACUGAAUUAAAACCACAGUGGUGAAAAAGA